ACCAGCCGGGCUGACGGGAACCGGCCGCCGCACCGGGGCCCCGCGGCGGGGUCCCAGGGCCGGGGACCGCUCCCCGGGGGACCGCUGGGGGACGGGUCAGGGGGGCCGGGCUGGGCCCCGGGCUCGGACCAUAUAAGGCUGCGACGGGGACAGGCUGGAGCCCCACGCCGUGGGGCUGGGGUCCCUGCAGCCUGUGGGGCUGGGCUGGGCUGGGGUCCUGCACCUCAGGCAGGGAUCCCCACGGUCUGUGGCUGGGUUGAAGUCCCAGCGUGUGGCUGCCCCAGUGCUCCUGCCCCACUGGCACAGAGGGGACAGGAGACACAAGGGCAGUGAUGGGGAGGGGUAGGAUGUAGGAUGCCCGUGCCAGGCAGCAUGGAAGCCACAGCACGAUGUGAUGGGGUGUCAGCACCCCACUCCUGGCACAGCCCCCGUCCCCACAGGGCUCCCAGCGGCUGCCCCGUGGUCAGGUGCUGCAGCCGCUCCUGUGAGGUUGCCGGGCAGGGAAGAGGGGCUGCAGGAGGGCAGGAUCCGGCUCAUUAACCCGCCGCUCUGGGCUGUGACGGUGCUACCGGUGGGGCUGGUUGGGCGAGCACAGGAGCGUGUCGGGGGAUCCGGGGUGUGCCCGGGGGGUCAGGUUGUGCCGGGGGGGCAGCAUGUGCCAGGAAUCCGGUGUGUGCCUGGGGAUCUGGUGUGUGCCCGGGGAUCUGGUGUGUGCCCAGCGGAACCAGUCUUUGCUGGGGAAGCCGGUGUGUGCCAGGGGGAUGCCUGGUGCAGGGGGUGAUGCUGGGUCUCUGACGGGGCAGUGCCCGGUGCCUGCUCUGUGCCAGGACGAUGUCUGGCUGUGUGCCAGGAUGAUGCCAGGUCUGGUCUGGGACUGUGCCAGGUGCGUGCCGGGACAAUGCCUGGUGUGUGCUGGGAUGAUGCCGGGUCCAUGCUGGUGCCUGCUCUGUGCCAGGACAAUGCCGGGGCUGUGCUGGGAUGACGCCCGGUGUGUGCCGGGACCGUGCCAGGAACUGGUGCGCCUACGUGGUGACGCGCAGUGUGAGCUGUGUGGUGGAGGACGGCGUCGAGAGCUUCAUCAAGCCGGACUAUCAGCCCUGCCCCUGGGGGCAGCUCCAGUGCCCCCGGGUCCUGGCGUACCGCAGCUUCCUGCGGCCCCGCUACAAGGUGGCCCAGCGGACGGUGUCGGAGCUGGCCUGGCGCUGCUGCCAGGGGUACUCGGGCCCAGACUGCACCGAGGGACCCGCGCCAGCGUCCCCCCAGCCCACCGGCCGCCCCCCGGCCCGGCCCGGCCGCCCCACGCUCUCCGGCUUCGGCAACGCCCUCAGCGGCCUGGGGGGUGAAGGCGGCGGGGACGCGGAGAAGGUGCGGCGGCUGGAGGAGCAGGUGCGGCAGCUGAGCGAGCAGGUGGAGGAGCUGCGGGCCGGGCAGGAGCCGCCGCCCCGGGGGGCGGAGGGGCAGCCGGCCGACGCGGCCGCCCCCGCCGAGGUGCGGGAGGCGCUCAGCCACGUCCAGAAGCGGCUGGAGGAGCUGGAGACCCGCCUGCGCCGCACCGAGGGCGGCCGGGACGGCCCGGGGGCGCCGGUGGGCCCGGGGACCGAGUCGCUGCUCGACCUGGAGCGGCGGCUGCAGGAGCUGUGCGCCGCCUGCACGAUCGGCACCGAGGGGCUGCGGCGGCAGGCGGCCGAGGACCGGGAUCGCAUGCGGGCGCUGGAGAAGCUGGUGGGCUCAGUGGACAAGCGCAACCGGGACGCGGUGGAGUCGGUGCAGCGGCACAUCAGCAGCCUGAGCAGCCGCCUGGCCCCCGUCCCCCCUGCCCCGCCACCCCCGGACGUGCUCCGGCGCCUGGCGGAGCUGGAGCGGCGGCUGGAAGGGCUGCCGGUGCCGGCGGCGGGGCCGGGGCAGGGGCCGGUGCUGGCGCGGCGGCUGACGGAGCUGGAGGGGCGGCUGAACGCCUCCCGCGCCGGCCCGUGGCCCUCCGAUCCCGAGGGGCGGCCGGGGGGGCUGCCGGGGCGCCUGGCCAACCUCAGCCGGGCGGUGGAGGGGCUGGCGGCCAGCGGGGCUCAGCGCGGAGCCCGCCUGGACGAGCUGGAGGGGCUGCUGGCCCGCUGCGGCCACCCCUGCCCAGGGCAGGACGGGCACGACGGGGCGCUCGGGCCCCACCUCCGGCAGCCGCAGGACACCGAGGGGCUCCGCGGGGGCGGCCUGGCCGGGACCCUGGGGGGGCUGCUGGGGGCACAGGGAGAGGCGCUGGUCGAGGAGCUGGAGGAGCUCCGCAACCGGACGGGGCGGCUGGAGGCGGCGCUGGAGAGGCUGAGCGGUGACCCCUGCGCCCGGCCCUGCGCCCCGCUGCCCCCCCGGGAGCCAGAGCAGCUCCAGCCCGUCCCCACGGAGCCCGGGGAGCUGGAGUCACCGCUGGAGGGGUUCGGCGUCUUCGGGGGCACGUCGCCCUCGGAGCUGCGGGAGCUGCGGGGGGAGCUGGCGGCAGCACUGCGGGCCCUGAGCGGCCUCAACGCCACGGUGGAGGGGCUGCAGGACGCGCUGGACCAGCAGGACGCCCGGCAGCACCAGCUGGGCUCCAUCACCGACCGCGUGGUGGCCGAGCUGGACGAGGCGGCGGCGGCGGCGGCGGCGCGACAGGCCGAGAGCGAGGAGCGGCUGGAGGCUCUGGCCGGGGAGCUGGCGCGGGCCGGGGGCUGCCCGGCGGGGCUGGAGCCGCGCGUGGCCAAGCUGGAGGGGGUCUGCGAGCAGCUGGAGGCGGUGGCCGGGGGGCUGCGGGGCGUCCGCGAGGGGCUGGGCCGGCACGUGGCCGGGCUGUGGGGGGCCGUGCGGGACCUGAACGCCACGGCCCGCGCCCAGGCCGCCCUGCUGCAGAAGGCGCUGGAGCUGCCGCCCCGGCUCGGGGCCCUCAACGCCAGCCUGGGCCUCCUGCGCGGGGAGCUGGACCGCCUGGCACAGCUGGAGCGGCACGGCCCCCCUGGCCCCCCUGGACCUGCUGGACCUGUGGGUGAGACAGGCCCUCGUGGCCCACCUGGGCCUCCUGGAAAGGAUGGAGAACAGGGUCCCGUGGGCCCCCCUGGGCUGCCCGGAGAGAGAGGCGAGGUCGGGGAGCCGGGCUCGGUGCCCCGCGUCGCCUUCUCGGCCGCCCUGAGCACCCAGCGCACGGAGCCGGGCACCGUCCUCUUCGACCAGGUGCUGCUCAACGACGGCGGCUCCUACGACCCCGAGACGGGCACGUUCACGGCGCCGGUGCCCGGGCGGUACCUGGUGAGCGCGGUGCUGACGGGGCACCGGGGCGAGGGGCUGGAGGCCGUCCUGUCCCGCUCCGGCCACGGCAUCGCCCGCCUGGACUCGGCCGGAUUCCAGCCCGAGGGGCUGGAGAAGGGGCCGGUGGCCGCGCAGGCCCCCAGCCCCGGUGCCCUGGGCGUGUUCAGCCUCCUGCUGCCGCUGGCGGCCGGCGAGACCCUGUGCGUGGAGCUGGUGUCGGGGCGCUUGGCCCACGCCCCCGACGAGCCCCUCACCACCUUCAGCGCCGCCCUGCUCUACGACGCCGAGGAGCCCUAGAGCCGCCGGGCCCCCGGCGGGGGCACAGCCGGGCCGGGGGGUCCCCACACCCCCACGGGACCCCCCCCCACCCGCCCCCUUAUUUAUCAGCACCCCCCAGCCCUCGC
Messenger RNA from Neopelma chrysocephalum (saffron-crested tyrant-manakin), 3671 nucleotides. RefSeq names its product ATP/GTP binding protein like 5 (gene AGBL5). The record is from RefSeq and is a predicted model, not a curated record. The transcript is spliced from 8 exons. Gene Ontology annotation, molecular function: metallocarboxypeptidase activity; zinc ion binding; protein binding. Bases 979 to 3564 code for a protein of 861 amino acids. NCBI's taxonomy places the organism in Eukaryota, Metazoa, Chordata, Aves, Passeriformes, Pipridae. Gene Ontology annotation, biological process: protein deglutamylation; proteolysis.